AUGGAUGAUCAGUCGACUAUACCGGAACCCGGCGGUUUUAUUCGGCAGACCGGCCUCCCGUCUCCGGCUCCAUCCUCAGCCUCCACCAGGCCCAUUGCCGGACUUCCUCACCCACGCGGGCACUCACUACGGCCGGGGUCAAGUAAAGAGGACAUGGUCCGUCGUUACGUCGAAGAGCGCCUUUUAAACAUUUCACGCCGUUAUGUCAAGAAAUUCGGCAACCCAAGUCCCGGAGAUGAGGUUGUCGGGUUCAAAUCCUUUGGCGAAGUCGCCAAGGAGCUCGAUGGACUAGUAAACGUGCUAUGGAAAUCCGGAACACCGAGCUUACAAAUUCCGUUUCUAUUGAAACUAGCCAGCGACUUUACGCAAUAUGUGCGGUCCUUCCCGCCUUCUCCGCGAGCAACAUUUGAGCUACUGAGGAAACUGGACCACUGCUUCGCCAGUCUAUUGCGUGGCCAGGACAUGGAAACAAAUGAGACUCUGCCCGGAUUUGAGAAUGGCCUUCGCUCAGGCAUGACAACGACCGACAUGGUCCGGUGUCGUAGUUUGGUGGAGCAGACGAGGGUCUUGAUCGUUGAGAUAUUGAGCAGCGGCGAGGUGGACGAUGAGGAUGAAGACGAGGAUACGGAUAUGGAUGGCGAUGAAAGUGCCGCGGAGGCCAGUGGCAACCAGACCCCGACGCCAUGGGACAUUGAUGAGGAGAGAUUACACAUGGAUGCGGCGCGGAUAUACGAAAAUACUAUUGUGCAGCUGGGCGAGAGAUUAGGCGAUCCGUUAGGAAACGAAAACAAGAUUGAUAGUUCCGUAGUAUGUUCAACUAAUGAUUAG
This is a messenger RNA of Metarhizium acridum CQMa 102, 828 nucleotides long. RefSeq lists its product as uncharacterized. The record is from RefSeq and is a predicted model, not a curated record. Gene Ontology annotation, cellular component: transcription factor TFIIH holo complex. Lineage: Eukaryota; Fungi; Ascomycota; Sordariomycetes; Hypocreales; Clavicipitaceae.